Papilio machaon (common yellow swallowtail) is the source of this 3495-nucleotide messenger RNA. It is a transcript of the gene RpI135, whose product is annotated as DNA-directed RNA polymerase I subunit RPA2. Gene Ontology annotation, biological process: DNA-templated transcription. Gene Ontology annotation, cellular component: nucleus; RNA polymerase I complex. NCBI's taxonomy places the organism in Eukaryota, Metazoa, Arthropoda, Insecta, Lepidoptera, Papilionidae. Gene Ontology annotation, molecular function: DNA-directed RNA polymerase activity; ribonucleoside binding; DNA binding. The transcript is spliced from 20 exons. The coding region runs from base 103 to 3495 and encodes 1130 amino acids. The record is from RefSeq and is a predicted model, not a curated record.
UGUCAAUGUCAUCGGCAAUAAAUGAUAAUUGAUAACAACACGUGUGUUUAAAUUUAAACAUAACUUAAAUAAAAUACAAUUGAAUGUGGAAUAACAUACAAAAUGAGUCAAAAGAAAGUCCUACAAAAACCUUCACUAUCAUAUACCAGUCACCCUGACUAUCGGAGACCUCCAAAAAUAGCAAAUCCGUAUCUACAAUGUCUCGGAACACCGCACAUAGAUUCAUUCAAUUAUAUGUUACAAGAAGGCCUAAAAACUGCACUCGCGGACUUAAUACCAGCAGAAUUUGAGUUACCAAGUGGUGAAAAGAUAAAAAUAACGAUAGACGAAGCUGCCUUCGCUAAACCAAGUGUGCCUAUGGACGUUGUUGGUGUUAAAACACAAAGAGUUCUGCCUACAGAAUGUAGACAAAGAGCUGCAACAUACAAGGGUGAUUUUAAAAUAAGAAUGACUUUUAACGUUGAUAAUAAAUCUAUAACCAUUGAUAGAUCUCUCGGAAGUCUGCCUGUUAUGUUAAAGUCAAAAAUCUGCCAUUUAUCUGACAUGUCUCCUGAAGAAUUGGUGCAGCACAAUGAGCAUGCUGAUGAGUGGGGAGGAUAUUUUGUUAUAAAGGGUCAUGAGAGGUUAGCACGUAUGUUGCUGGUCACACGACGUAAUUAUCCAGUGGCAAUCAAGCGUUCAGGUUGGAGGAUGAGAGGGAAUCUGUUUUCCGACUAUGGUGUCCUAGUGAGAUGUGUUACUGCGGAUCAGACAAGUACUAACAAUGUGUUACAUUUCCUACAGAAUGGUACGUGUAAGUUAAUGUUUUCUCAUAGAAAGAUGAUGUACUAUGCUCCGGUGUUACUUAUUAUGAAAUGUCUGGUUGACUUUCCCGAUCACUAUAUAUACAGAUUGUUAUUACAUGGAAAGAAAGAUGAUUUGUACUAUGUCAAUUGCAUGCAAAAUAUACUCAGAGAAUUACACGAAGAAGGUCUCCAUAACUCGGAGGAAUGUAGAGCAUAUCUCGGCAAGAUGUUCAGACCCAAACUCUCAGAGUUACCUCCCUGGGCCUCCGAUAUGGAGGCUGCGGACUUCCUGCUGAAGAGAUGUGUUUUAAUACAUCUUAGUGAUUAUAAGAGUAAAUUCUACGCUCUAGUGUAUAUGAUACAGAAGUUAUAUGACGUAGUUCAGAACAAAUGCAAGGUGGAAGGCGCAGAUUCAGUAAUGGUACAAGAAUUACAAGUUGGAGGUCAUUUAUACCUGCAGGUACUAAAAGAGAGGCUACAGAUGUUGUUAUACGUCAUCAAAGCUAAUAUCUUAAAACGUGUUAAAUCACCUAAGAAAUUCGUCUGGUCUACGAAUGAAAUCCAGAACAUAGUAAAAAUGGCGGGUACGUUGGAACAACGUAUGGAAACCUUCCUCGCGACAGGAAAUGCGCCCUCAAACAACGUUACCCUCGCGCAGUACAAGGGUCUCACUAUUGUGGCUGAGAAUAUUAACAGGAUGCGAUAUAUGUCACACUUUAAAGCGAUCCAUCGAGGAUCAUUCUUUAUGGAGAUGCGUACAACAGAAGCUCGUCAGCUGUUGCCUGAUGCUUGGGGCUUCGUGUGUCCAGUUCACACGCCUGAUGGAGCGCCUUGCGGACUUCUCAACCAUCUCACUGUCUCCGCACAGGUAACACAACAUCCUGAUCCUAAAUUAUUAAAUUCUCUGCCGUUUGUGUUGGAGAAAUGUGGUAUGCAACCAAUCAGUUCAGUAUCACAAACUCCGUUAUCACAAGAUGUAUACAAGUAUCCAGUGUUUAUCGACGGUCGGCUAGUGGGCUACUUCUCCGAAGAUACAGUGGACAGAUCAACCGCUUAUUUACGUACCUUGAAAAUAAAGGGAGAAGAAAUGCCUAUUACUACGGAAAUCGUUGUCAUACCGAAGAAAGAGAUAUGUUCGCAAUACGCGGGCGUUUUCCUGUUCACAACAGAAGCUCGUAUGAUGAGGCCCGUCAUCAACCUGAGCAGUGGUCAGCUCGAGCUGAUCGGCACCAUGGAGCAGGUCUACCUGGACAUCGCUGUCACCCAGCAGGAGAUUUACAAAGGCAGGACAACACAUUUAGAGCUGUCUAAAUCAGCUUUCAUGAGCAACUUGGCACAAUUAGUUCCUAUGCCCGACUGCAAUCAGUCGCCGCGUAACAUGUACCAGUGUCAGAUGGGUAAACAGACAAUGGGUACGCCUAUUCAUACAUGGGGAACCAAUGCGGAGACCAAGUUAUACCGGUUGCAGACACCAGCCACACCACUCUUCCGACCCACGCACUAUGAUAACAUAGGACUGGAUGACUACCCGUGUGGUACUAAUGCUAUUGUUGCGGUCAUCUCUUAUACUGGUUACGAUAUGGAAGAUGCGAUGAUAAUAAACAAAUCAGCGUACGAGCGUGGUUUUGCAGCGGGUUUUGUGUACAAAUCUGAUUUUGUCGAGUUGAAGCACUCGUCUUCGUAUUUCUGGCGUGACCCGGCUCGCCCCGAGCUGGCAACACAUAUAGAUGAAGAUGGUCUGCCAGCUGUAGGUGCUCGGGUACAGCCUGAAGAUCCUCUGUACUGUUUCUACGAUGGCGAGAAGAGUCAGUUUGUUGUGAGCAAAUAUCACGGCAAAGAAGAAGUUGUAGUAGACAGCGUGCGUCUCUGCGGAGACUUUUCUGCUCGUGCGCCGAGGAAAGCUUGCAUCAUGCUUAGAAUACAGCGUAACCCAACAGUGGGUGAUAAGUUUGCUUCUCGCGCGGGUCAGAAGGGCAUCUGUUCUCAGCUGUGGCCCGCCGAGGAUUUGCCCUUCUCAGAGUCGGGUCUUAUCCCCGAUAUUCUGUUCAAUCCUCACGGCUUCCCUUCUCGGAUGACCAUCGCUAUGAUGAUUGAAUGUAUGGCGGGGAAAGCUGCCAGUUUACAUGGACAUGUACAUGACGCGACGCCAUUCCGUUUCAAUGAACAAGAUACAGCGAUAGAGCACUUUGGUCGGUUGUUAUCUGCUGCUGGUUACCAGCAUCACGGUACAGAGCGUCUCUACAGCGGUGUUGAUGGCCGCGAGAUGCAAGCUGAUAUAUUCUUUGGUGUGAUACAUUACCAGAGGUUGCGGCACAUGGUGUCAGAUAAGUGGCAGGUUCGUACAACCGGUGCAGUAGACACACUUACCCGACAACCUGUGAAAGGAAGAAGACGAGGUGGUGGUGUGAGACUGGGGGAGAUGGAGAGAGACGCGCUCAUCUCACACGGAGCAGCAUUCCUGCUGCAGGACAGGCUCUUCGACUGUUCAGACAAGAGCGAGGCUGUAAUGUGCACGAAAUGCGGCACAUUACUGGGCCCAGUGCUCAGUAAAGGUGACAGCAACAAUGACACUUGUCGUCUUUGUGGUCAGGGCAAGUUUGUGUCUGUCUAUAUCCCGUACAUCUUCAAGUUCUUUGUGACUCAGCUCGCCGCUGUCAAUAUUAACGUCAGAAUUAAUUGUAACGGCAGCUUUGCUAUUAAAAGUUGUUGA